AUGUCUAGUACCGCGACUAUUACUUCGUCACCCAUAUAUGUGGAGACUGGUCUUCGGAAAACGCACCCAGCAGUAAUGGAGGACCAACUGCCCCCGCUAGUCCCGCCUUCGUGGUCGCUCAAAGAAAUUAGAGACCAGAUUCCACCGCAUCUCUUUGAGAGGAGCACUGCGAAAGCGCUAGGUUAUGCCCUGCGCGACCUCGUGCUCGCCACCAUUCUCUUCGUGCUUGCGCUCAAGAUAGAUUGGCUAUGCGACCAUCCAAUGUUGCAGCCACACCUGGUCGCGAUAACGUCUACAGUAUUGCGGACUGCCUGCUGGAUCACAUACUGGUGGUUCCAAGGCCUCGUCUUCACAGGCAUAUGGGUCAUCGGUCAUGAGUGUGGACAUGGCGCAUUCUCCCCAAACCCCGUUGUCUGCAACAUAAUUGGCUUCACCCUUCACAGCCUGCUGUGGACGCCAUACUUCAGCUGGAAGUUUGGACACCACCGGCACCACAGUAAUCACGCGUCAAUGGAGAAAGACGAAGUGUAUGUGCCGCGCACACGACAAGACCUUGGUAUCCCGUCCGGCGCGAAGGAGAUAGACUGGGACGAGUACUUUGGCGACACGCCGAUUUAUACGUUGUACACGCUUGUGCGUCAGCAGCUGUUGGCGUUCGAGGCGUAUUUGCUAUGGAACGUUUCCGGCCAAAAGCACUACCCCAAGUGGACGAACCACUUCGACCCGAAAUCCAUCAUAUUUGAUCCCUCCCAGCGCGGCGCUGUCAUCGCGUCCAACGUCGGCCUUCUUGUCGCUGGGACACUGCUCGCGUAUGGCUGUGCGCGAUUCGGAUUUGCGCGGGUCGCCGCAUUCUACGGCGUGCCCUGGGUCCUCGUCACGCACUGGUUCGUGAUGAUAACAUACCUGCACCACACGGACCCUGCGCUGCCACAUUAUCGUGGCCGCGCAUGGAGCUUUCAGGGCGGCGCGGCCGCCACCGUUGACCGCGACUUCCUCGGCUGGCAGGGGCGCUUCUUCCUCCAUGACGUCGCGCACUAUCACGUCGUACACCACUUCUUCCCGCGCAUGCCGUGGUACAAUGGAGAAGCGGCAACGGCGUACCUCGCGCGCGCGAUGGGGCCGUAUUAUCGUCGUUCGUCGAAGCCGUGCUUCCGGGCGCUGUGGGACAACUAUAAUUUCUGCCAAUUCGUCGACGACGAGGGCGAUAUGGUCUUUUAUCGCGACAGGAGGGGUAAGACGAUGAUUGACUAUCGGCGUAUUCAGACGGGUGGCAUCGAGAAGCGGGACAUAUCGAGCUAG
This is a messenger RNA of Trametes versicolor FP-101664 SS1, 1299 nucleotides long. RefSeq names its product linoleoyl phosphatidylcholine delta-12 acetylenase. Gene Ontology annotation, molecular function: oxidoreductase activity. Gene Ontology annotation, biological process: lipid metabolic process. The transcript is spliced from 9 exons. The record is from RefSeq and is a predicted model, not a curated record. NCBI's taxonomy places the organism in Eukaryota, Fungi, Basidiomycota, Agaricomycetes, Polyporales, Polyporaceae. Bases 1 to 1299 code for a protein of 432 amino acids.